CGUAAUCGAGUGGCCACGUUGCGACUCCUCAGCUACCUAAUUGCUCUCCUCUCCUCUCCUCUCCUCUUUGUCACUGUCAUCACAUUUCUCUUUCGCCCCUCUCCUCGCCGCGAUCCUCGUAAGCAAGUCUCUAGGGUUUCGUCUCGAUUCUUCCUUUCCUGAUGGAUAAAAGUUCCGAGUCUGAAUCAGAGGUUAGUGAGUCCGAGAUUGCUGACUACUCUGAGAAGCCUUACAAGCAACUGAGAGACGGAGAGUUGAAGGUCAAGCUAAAGUUGGACUCUUUCAAGUGCCCUUUCUGCUCUGGUAAGAAGAAGCAGCACUACAAGUACAAGGAGCUCCUCGCUCACGCCACCGGCGUCGCCAAAGGAUCCGCCGCUAGAAACUGUAAGCAGAAAGCUAAUCACUUGGCCUUGUCAAAGUACCUCAAGAACGAGCUCGCUGGCGACGCUGAGCCCCCGCGGCUUCAGCUUACAGUGUACUCGUCAAAGCAGAACCAAGCUGUUGUGAGUGACAUGUACGUCUGGCCUUGGAUGGGGAUUGUCAUCAGCCCGUUGAGAGGAAACGACGACAAGACUCUGCUUCUUGAUUCGGCGUAUUGGUUGAAGAAGCUCGCGAGGUUCAGACCUCUUGAGGUGAAGACCAUUUGGGUUGAGGAGGAUUCUGCGGUUGCUGUCGUCCCUAGGUUCAGCGGUGGUAUGGAUGGGUUCACGAGUGUUACAGAGCUUGAGAAGGAGUACGAGGUGAAGCGGUGCGGGAAGAAGGACUGGAGUUAUAAGACAGGAGACUGGAGGUUCAAGACUUAUGGGUGGUGCGCGCGUGGGGAUGAUUACAAUUGCCAAGGGUCGAUAGCUGAGUACCUGUCGACGGUGGGGAAGCUGAGAAGCUUCUCUGAUAUCUCCAAGGAGGAAAUGCAGAAAUCGAGUAUCGUUGUGGAUGAUCUAGCUGAUAAAAUUGCUAAGAAGAAUGAGGAUUAUAACCAGGUCCAGCACAAGUACAACGAGCAGAUCAUCUCUCUGCAGAGGCUUAUCAGGCAAAAAGACGAGCUUGACCAAACUUAUAAAGAAGAAACAAAAAGGAUGCAGGAGAUUUCGCAGCGCAACGUCUACAGGAUCUUACAAGAGAAAGAGAUGCUGAGCAAGAAACUGGAGGAUAGGAUGAAGGAUCUGGAUACUUGGUCCAAAGAAUUGGACAAGAAGCAAGCGUUAACUGAACUGGAGAGACAAAAGCUUGAGGAAGAGAAGAAGAAGAACGAUGCGGUGAACUCCUCUCUCCAGUUAGCUUCACUGGAGCAGAAAAGGACGGAUGAUCGUGUACUGACACUUGUGGAAGAACACAAGAGGAAAAAAGACGAGGCAUUGAACAAGAUCCGUCAGCUAGAGGAGGAGUUGAACAACAAGCAGAAACUUCAGAUGGAGAUUCAAGAGCUGAAAGGAAAGCUGAAAGUCAUGAAGCAUAGGGAAGAUGAAGAUGAUGAGGACGUUAAGAAGGAAAUGAAAAAGAUGAAUGAGGAGCUAGAGGAGAAGUGCUCUGAGUUGCAAGAUCUGGAGGAUACUAACUCGGCCCUCAUGAUAAAAGAAAGGCAAAGCAACGAUGAGAUACAAGAAGCACGUCAAGAAUUGAUUGGGGGGUUGAGUGGAUUGUUGAGUGAUCGAACCAACAUCAGAAUAAAGCGGUUGGGAGAACUUGAUGAAAAGCCAUUCUUGAAAGCAUGCAAGAAAAGAUUCAAAGGCGAAGAAGCUGAGGUGCAGUACGCCAUCCUUUGCUCAAAGUGGCAGGAAACCCUCAAGGAUUCAGGAUGGUAUCCAUUCAAACGCGUGGGGACUGAGGACAAAAUGAAGGAAGUGGUGGAUGAAGAAGAUGAGCAGCUUAAGAGCCUGAGAGAAGAGUGGGGUGAAGAAGUGUUGGAGGCAGUGAAGACAGCACUGGAGGAGCUGAAUGAGUAUAACCCAAGUGGGAGGUACUCAGUCCCAGCACUGUGGAAUUUUAAAGAGAAAAGAAAAGCAACACUGAAAGAAGUGAUCGAAUACAUGACGCUGCAGAUCAAGAAUCUCAAGAAUCUCAAACGCAAAAGAAAGGGAUAGGAAGCAGAGACGCUGGAGGAAGAAUGAAAACGUGGUCUUUUUAUUAAGAAAUUGAUAAUUUAAGAACCUAUGUUGUUUCCAACGAUCAAUAAUGUUCUUACAGUUUCACGGUGACAUUUGUCAGUGUUUUAGACUACAGUUUAUAAAAGUCCUAGCAGUUAAAUCUA
Messenger RNA from Brassica oleracea var. oleracea, 2248 nucleotides. Its product is annotated as factor of DNA methylation 5. Gene Ontology annotation, biological process: gene silencing by siRNA-directed DNA methylation. Lineage: Eukaryota; Viridiplantae; Streptophyta; Magnoliopsida; Brassicales; Brassicaceae. The record is from RefSeq and is a predicted model, not a curated record. The transcript has 8 exons. The coding region runs from base 162 to 2081 and encodes 639 amino acids.